Messenger RNA from Zonotrichia leucophrys gambelii, 2285 nucleotides. It is a transcript of the gene OLA1, whose product is annotated as Obg like ATPase 1. Gene Ontology annotation, molecular function: GTP binding; ATP binding; ATP hydrolysis activity. Gene Ontology annotation, cellular component: cytoplasm. The coding region runs from base 675 to 1865 and encodes 396 amino acids. Lineage: Eukaryota; Metazoa; Chordata; Aves; Passeriformes; Passerellidae. The record is from RefSeq and is a predicted model, not a curated record. The transcript is spliced from 17 exons.
UUGCCUGUGGCCUCUGCACUGUGCACACUCCACGCACCCAGUGAGCGACAGAGACUAUACCUGCUCUCUGCAUGUGCAAAAUCAACAAUCUGCUCUCUGGAAAUUGCUGCUAUGCUUGUCAAAAGUCACUGUUUUAUCCCAUAAUUUUCUGCAAGGAGCCAGCAGGAAGAGCACAGUGGAGGCCAAGCCAGCAGCAGCCCUCCUGAACCUCAGGCUGGAUUAAUUUAGUGGAUUUGAACUCCUAGUUACAGAAAUCUCUCCCCACUGACUUUUCCAUAUGUAAACAACCUAUACAGCAUUUUGUAAUGUAAAACAAAUGUGAAUUGAGAAGACAAGCUUUAAACAGGAAGAGCUUUCAUAUCCUGCUCCAGGAGUGUGACCGGCCAUGGGUUGAAUAUAGUUAAGUGACCUCUACAAAAACUUCCUCUUUGAAGUGUUCUCUGAAGAGAUCUUCAAGGCAACUGAGUGCCUCAGAUUGUGAUUUUUACGCCUCUCCAGAGAAGUGGGAAUCUUAAGCUUGAAAGACUCCUGAGGCAAAUGCUAUUUUAGUCUCAUUGAAAUCCAGCAAGGCACCAAGUACUGAACAAAAACCCCACAGAAAUUACAGAAGAAAUAACAGGAGAGACUUGAAAUCACCUGAAUCAAUAGGAGUUCUUACCCUGCCCUGCACAUAGAUGCCCCCGAAAAAGGGAGGCGACGGGGUUAAGUCGCACCCGAUUAUCGGAAGGUUCGGGACGUCCCUGAAGAUCGGCAUCGUCGGGCUGCCGAACGUGGGGAAAUCAACGUUUUUCAACGUGUUAACAAAGAGUCAAGCGGCAGCCGAAAAUUUUCCUUUCUGUACUAUUGAUCCGAAUGAGAGUCGAGUGCCUGUGCCAGAUGACAGAUUUGACUUCCUAUGCCAGUAUCACAAACCUCCAAGCAAAAUUCCAGCAUUUCUGAAUGUGGUGGAUAUUGCUGGCCUGGUGAAGGGAGCCCACACUGGACAAGGCUUGGGAAAUUCCUUCUUGUCUCACAUUAACGCCUGUGAUGGGAUCUUUCAUCUGAUGCGAGCAUUUGAAGAUGAUGAUAUUACUCAUGUUGAAGGCAGUGUAGAUCCUGUUCGUGACAUCGAAAUUAUACAUGAAGAACUUAGACUGAAGGAUGAGGAGCUGAUCCUGCAGAGCAUAGAUAAGCUUGAAAAAGUAGCUGUAAGAGGAGGAGACAAGAAAUUAAAACCUGAAUAUGACGUAAUGUGCAAAAUCAAGACAUGGGUAAUAGAUGAAAAGAAAGCUGUCCGCUUCUAUCAUGAUUGGAAUGACAAAGAGAUUGAUGUUUUGAACAAACAUUUGUUUUUUACUUCAAAACCGAUGAUCUACUUGGUUAAUCUGUCUGAAAAAGACUACAUUAGAAAGAAAAACAAAUGGUUGAUAAAAAUUAAAGAGUGGGUGGACAAGCACGACCCGGGAGCUUUGGUCAUUCCUUUUAGUGGGGCCUUGGAACUCAAGUUGCAAGAUAUGAGUGCUGAGGAGAAACAGAAGUAUCUGGAAGAGAACAUGACACAAAGUGCUUUAGCAAAGAUCAUUAAGGCUGGAUAUGCAGCACUCCAACUAGAAUACUUUUUCACUGCAGGCCCAGAUGAAGUGCGUGCAUGGACCAUCAGGAAAGGGACGAAGGCUCCUCAGGCAGCAGGGAAGAUUCACACAGAUUUUGAAAAGGGAUUCAUUAUGGCUGAAGUAAUGAAAUAUGAAGAUUUUAAAGGAGAAGGUUCAGAGGCUGCUGUCAAGGCUGCUGGAAAAUACAGACAACAAGGCAGAAAUUACGUAGUGGAGGAUGGAGAUAUUAUCUUCUUUAAAUUUAAUACACCCCAACAACCCAAGAAGAAAUAAAUACCAGAUUUGUUCGCUCAGAAAUGAACUGUGCUGCUUCAAAAAGCAUAUGAAUUUUUAUUUGGAAUUGGAAUAUCUGGAAACAAAAAGCAUACAGUUUCUACCUAGGGAACCGCCCUUCCCCCCAGUGAAAUUAUUCUUGUUUGUUUUGAAUUAAAAUAUGGCACCUCCAGCAAACAUGCAAGUUCACUAAAUGUGAACAGCUUUGCAUUUCAAACGAUUAAGACCCUACUCCAAAUUGUAGAAGCUUUUCGGGAACCAUAUUACUCUCAUGAUACUUCAUUAAUCUCCAUCAUGUAUGCCAAGCCUGACACGUUUGACAGUGAGGACAAUGUGGCUUGCUCCUUUUUGAAUCUACAGAUAAUGCAUGUUUUACAGUACUCCAGAUGUCUACACUCAAUAAAACAUUUGACAAAACCA